Molecule: messenger RNA, 2213 nt
Organism: Budorcas taxicolor (takin)
Lineage: Eukaryota; Metazoa; Chordata; Mammalia; Artiodactyla; Bovidae
Gene: CD82
Product: CD82 molecule
Cellular component (GO): membrane
Source: RefSeq, a predicted model, not a curated record
CCGAGGCCGUUGAGUUCCCCGAAGACCGCUGGGAGGGGAACGGACGAUCGAGCGACUGCACCCGGCGCUGCGCAGUCGGACGCGGAGCACUGGGGCGCAAGCGGACGACUCUUGAGCUUGCAGCGCCGAGCUAAAAAAAAAGAGCAGAGGCGGCAGGAACCCUCGGAAGGUGAGGCCGGCAAGUGAAAGCGACAGCGGACUGCAACAGGGAGCUCCAGGGCCGACAGGAUGGGGUCAGCCUGCAUCAAAGUUACCAAGUACUUCCUCUUCCUCUUCAACUUGCUCUUCUUUGUCCUGGGCGCGGUGAUCCUGGGCUUUGGGAUAUGGAUCCUGGUCGACAAGAACAGUUUCAUCUCCAUCUUACAGACCUCCUCCACCUCGUUCAAGGUGGCAGCCUACGUCUUCAUCAGCGUGGGGGCCCUCACCAUGCUCAUGGGCUUCCUGGGCUGCCUGGGUGCCGUCAACGAGGUCCGCUGCCUGCUGGGGAUGUACUUUGCCUUCCUCCUGCUGAUCCUCAUCGCCCAGGUGACUGCAGGGGUCUUCUUCUACUUCAACAUGGGCCAGCUGAAGCAGGAGAUGGGCAGCAUCGUGACCAAGCUCAUUCACAACUACACGGACGUCCGGGACGGCCUGCAUGAGGCCUGGGACUACGUGCAGGCUCAGGUGAAGUGCUGCGGCUGGGUCAGCUUCCUCAACUGGACGGAAAACACCGAGCUCAUGAAUCGUGCCAACAUCACCUUCCCCUGUUCCUGCAAGAAGAGUGAUAAGGAUGACACCCUCAUGAUGCCGCAGAAGGGCUUCUGCGAGGCCCCCUUUGGCAACGGAACCCAGAGCGGCAACAACCCCGAGGACUGGCCGGUGUACCAGGAGGGCUGCAUGGAGAAGGUGCAGGGCUGGCUGCAGGAGAACCUGGGCGUCAUCCUCGGCGUGUGUGUGGGCGUCGCUGUCAUCGAGCUCCUGGGGAUGUUCCUGUCCAUGUUCCUAUGCCGGCGCGUCCAUUCUGAAGACUACAGCAAGGUGCCCAAGUACUGAGGCAGCUGCUGUCCCCACCUCCCUACCUGACCCCCAACCUCAGGGCUCCUAGGGAUCUCUCCUAGGCUCCCCCACUCCAGGCCCGCCUCCCACCUCACUGCCAAGACCCCUUGUCCGUCCCGUGCUGGCUGGAAGUGGGGGGUGCUUCCUGGGGACUUGAACCCCUCUCCUUGCCUUUCUGCCGUCAGCCUUAAGCCCCAGCUAUUCUGUGGCUCCUCCACGCGCUCCCUGUCUGCCAGGGUUGUCUUAGCAACCCAAAGAAAAUGCUCCCUGCACAGGUGGGCUGGGUUUCUACCUGCCUUGGGGGCUGUAUAUAUUGUAUGGGAGAAAGUGUGUUAAAAACUGGGUGGGGGGUUGGGAGGGGGGUUGGAUAAGGCGCCCUGGGUUCUCACUGCCCACUGCGUGGGUCAGGUUUGUUUCCACUCUGAUGCUUCUGUCUUUGGUUUUUCCAUUUUCCUUGAGGUAGUGGGAGAGGGUGGGCUUGACCUGACCUAAGAAGCGGCACCCCUUCUUCAGCCUGACCCAGCCCCACCCAGCAGCUCAGGCCAGUCUGGGCCAUGCUGUGGGGGCAGGGCCUGAGUGAGCUGGGCUGAAGUAGGGGGUGGCCUGGGCAUGAAGGUCUGGACUGGCCCUGGGCCGCUUAGGGAAGCAGGGGGUGAACGCUCCCAGUGUGUCACAGAGCUGGCCCUGCAUUCACCAGGACCCUGAGCGGUCCAGGGAAGUGAGGAUGCUUUCUCCUGUGCUCUGUUCCCCAGGGAAUGGGUGGGUAAGGUUGUGCCUUGAACGCAAGUGGGGAGGGGCCCAGGGCACAGCUCUGUAAAACACACAUGACAGAUUAUUAAAGAGGAUUUGUAACAAUCCAGCCUGCCGUGGUGGAGAUGCUGCUUCCGAGGCCAGGGGGGAAGGACCAAAGGGGCGAGCUGAUGUGGACGGGGUAGCCGGGCCUGUGGGAAAGAGUGGUGAGCGCCUCCCUGCUGUCCCCAGGACAGGGGCUCCUUUAGGGGCACCUCUGGCCCCCCGUUCAAGCUGGCACACGAGCGCUGUGAUGCCUGGCUCUGAUCCAUUUGCCUGGCUCCCGGCGUGGCUGGGGUUUGAUGUGUGUAUUCAAACAGGUGUCAAUUGUACCCCUAGGGUACAGGUGCCCCCAGAAAGUAACCCAAAGUGGGCUAACUGCAGAGGUG